AUGCUGUCUCUUCAGGAAUUUGGCAUGUCUUACUCCACAAAGAAACUAAGGGAGUUUAUAGAUCCUGCACCGAUCUUGCCACCAGGCUCAGUUGUUCGUCCUGGAAAGGAUGUCUGUGGUUUCUAUCCCGGGCAACUAGGAUGGGUCCACAAGGCACAUGCAUCUGGAGGAGCUCCAGGACCUUUCAGUAAACUGCAACCGGCUCCAGUAGCUGAAACUCCAUUCCAACCUGUUAACAAUUCAGCUCUCAGGAAGUACACGCAUUUUCAAAAAAUCAAGAAAAAGACCACCAGUGACCAGUACAAUCAAACUUCAUACAAAGCAGCAGUUGACUUGCCAUCUCUCAACACAAGUCAUGAGAGCAAAUAUACACCAACAGAUCCUGGAACACAUAUUAUCUGGACAAUUACUGACAGGAGGAUGUUUUCAACUUCCCAGGCCUGCACUUGA
Messenger RNA from Gymnogyps californianus (California condor), 450 nucleotides. RefSeq names its product chromosome 3 C1orf100 homolog (gene SPMIP3). The record is from RefSeq and is a predicted model, not a curated record. Lineage: Eukaryota; Metazoa; Chordata; Aves; Accipitriformes; Cathartidae.